This is a messenger RNA of Bemisia tabaci, 3207 nucleotides long. RefSeq lists its product as uncharacterized. Gene Ontology annotation, molecular function: copper ion binding; oxidoreductase activity. Gene Ontology annotation, cellular component: plasma membrane. The record is from RefSeq and is a predicted model, not a curated record. Lineage: Eukaryota; Metazoa; Arthropoda; Insecta; Hemiptera; Aleyrodidae. Gene Ontology annotation, biological process: iron ion transport.
GGCGGCGGUCCGGCGGUGGCGGCGGUCACAAUUCGGAAACAGUCCGAAGGAGCCGCGCGUGCCGGGAUUAACUUUCCAGUGACGAAACCGAAAGUGUCCGCGAGCCUUCCGCAGCCGCCACCGAUGACCGGUCCCUCCCUUUAAUUCGCAGCCCCCCGAGCUCCCGAGCUCAAUUAGGAGGAUAAACCACGCCGAGCAAGUGCUCGCAGGAAUUCGCGCGUUCGUCGCUUUUUAACGCGCCUUUGGGAGUUCCGAAUUUCCCAGUUCGUCUCACUUCGUCCGCGGCGAGUGGCUCGCAUGACAAACGACUCUUCCGACCUGUCCGUUAAGAUCAAAUGGAAAAGUAUGGAGGGAGUUAGCACAAAAUGGAUUACACUUUGCCUCCUGCAACUAGCAGGCUCUGUCCGUUCAAUAGAGAUGGAUUUUCAUCCAUGUGAUAGGAAUUGCGUGGCUGGCGCUCCUGCCAGAUGGUGUCAGUACGAUUUUCACGUACAGUGGUACGAAAGUAUGAGCAAGGCUUGCUACAACUGUCCGAAAAAUAUUACAGACUGUUCUCGCCCGGAGUGCAUACCGUUAGAUGGGGUUGAGAGACCAAUCGUCACAGUUAAUAAAAUAUUCCCGGGUCCUAUGGUCCAGGCGUGUGUAGGUGAUAUGGUGGAAAUUAUCGUGCAUAACCACUUGCCAGAGGAAACAACGAGUAUUCAUUGGCAUGGUCUUCACCAAAGGGAGUCCCCUUACAUGGACGGCGUCCCUUUCGUUACCCAGUGCCCCAUCCAGCCAAGAUCUCGAUUUAAGUACGUCUUCCUCGCCUCCACCCCUGGCACUCAUUUCUGGCACUCGCACAGUGGAUCUCAGAGAGGGGACGGCAUGUUCGGGGGUCUGAUCAUCCGACGUCCGAGGAGCGAGGACCCGCACAGGAGGCUCUACGACCACGACCUGCCCGAACACGUCAUGACCGUCAUGGACUGGCAUCACCAGAUGGGAACGGCCACUUUCCUCGAGCACCACCACAGCAACGGCACCAACAAACCCAACAACAUCCUCGUCAACGGCAAAGGACGCUACAAGGGUGAUAACGCUCACGAGGCUCUCAAGACGCCUCUAGCGAUUUUCAACGUGAAAAAAGGUGAAAAAUACAGAUUCCGAUUGAUAAAUGCAGGAUUCCUCAACUGCCCAAUCGAAAUGUCUAUUGAUAAUCACACAAUCACUGUCAUCAAUAGUGACGGCGGUGACAUCGAACCGGAAGAAGCAACCUCACUGGUCAGCUACGCAGGUGAGCGAUGGGAUUUCACCGUCCACCCUAGCGGUGAAGUGAAGAACUACUGGAUCCGGUACCGCGGCUUGAUGGAUUGCGAUCAAAGAUUCACGUCUGCAUACCAAGUUGCUAUCUUGCAUUAUGAAGGCGCACCCGAUCCCACCGUCGAGGAGCCGGAAGGACAGGUUGUUUACAGCAACAGCUUCAAUCCUGGGAUGAAAAUAAAUCCACUGAACGAGGGAUCAGAAGAUAAUGGAACGCUGAACAUCGCAGAGCUGAGGUCGAUGGAACCGCUAUCGGAGAAGGAUCCUUCACUCAAGGAUACCGCCGACUUUACUCAUUACUUAGCCUACGACUUUUACCGUAUAGACAAUCCUCACUACCACAAGAAAAACCUUUAUGGAUUCAACAGUGUGAUUGAAAAGAAACGUGUGCUGACACCGCAAAUCAAUCAUAUUUCCAUGAAGUUGCCGUCGUUUCCUCUCCUUCCUCAAAGAGAUGAAAUCAAGGCAGACACCUUUUGCGAACCUCAUAAAAUUCGAAACUGCUCAAGUGAAUACUGCGAGUGCACUCACCACAUUAAAGUUCCUUUUUCUAGCGUCGUCGAAUUAAUUUUAGUAGAUGAAGGUUUUGCGUAUGAUGCAAAUCACCCCUUCCAUUUGCAUGGCCAUCCGUUCAGGGUUGUGGCAAUGGAAAGAGUGGGCAAAAAUGUGACAGUCCCACAGAUUCAAGCAUUGGAUCGCGCUGGUUUGGUAAAGCGAAACCUUAAGACUGCUCCUUUGAAGGAUACUGUUACCGUUCCAGAUGGAGGUUACACAAUAAUUAGAUUUCACGCGACAAAUCCAGGUUACUGGCUAUUCCACUGUCACAUAGAGUUCCAUGUGGAAAUGGGCAUGGCAGUUGUCUUCAAAAUUGGCGAAGAUGCAGACAUGCCACCAGUGCCCCAUGGAUUCCCAAAGUGCGGGGAUUUUUUACCACCAUUCAAUGAGGAAAUGGCAAUGUAUGAUAUUUACAACCUAUCACAAAUAGCUAAGAGGCCUUCUACCUUACCAGAACAACUUCCGUCAGAAUCAACCGCGAGAGAGAACCCCACAAGUCAACCCUCAACAGCAGCAACAACAACCCAGUCAUCGAACUCUCAAUUACUGAAGAAAGGGACUUCAUCGAAUGUAUUGAGCAGUACAAUUACAGAGGAAUAUAAUGUAGACUUAUCACCUGAGACAACCACUACAGUGAAUCUUCCCUUGGAUCAAAAUAAACAAAACCGGUUCAUUAGCCGGAACAGGAAUGAAGAUAAUAGGGCAGAUGCAGAGGAUGUCAAAAUAAAUGAUAUUUCUAGUAUACUACAAUUAUUGCAAGGGAAUAUAAUAAAAACUGAAUAUAGGUACAACCAGCACGAGGCAGCACCAGAAGUGGAGGGGACAACUAUGUAUAAUUUACUCGAUGGAAGUGAUACUAAUCAGCUGAGCUUCACCAGCAAAUCACCCAAAGAAAAUGUAGUUCCUCCACGAAAGACCAGCUUAGAUGAACUGCAUUUCGCUUUUAUACCGAUAAGAAUUAGGAAUCCGAUCUCAAAUGCAAUUUCUGGAAGAAAAAAUGUUAGUGAUACUGAGAAUGAAAUCAGCCGAACGUUGCUGACAGCUGGGAAAAAUUAUCUCAAGUCUGAUCAGAUACGCAGUGCAAGUAGUACAAUAAAAAGUAAUGUUCAUUUGACAGUCAUAUCAUUUAUUUUAAUGAAAGCAACGAUGUCAAUUCAUUUAUGGAAUAUAUUUUAAUACAGAUAAACUACUUAUAAUGUAAAAAAUUGAAAAGAAAAUUUUUGGCUGUGAUCAAGAUAGGUAUAGCUUCAGAAAACAUUAUUUAUAAUUUAUGGCAUUAUGUGAAACUGAAAUUACCUGUCAAUAGACUUAAGGAAUGCCCUGAGAAGAUUAAACUCAAGGUUAAACCAAACA